AUGAGGAAAUUAUGAGUGUUUAUAUGUGUAUGCAAGUAUAUGAUGUUUAUAAAAUAAUAAGUAUCUCUUGAUUGUGGAUCAAUACAAGUGAUUUAUGCAAAUAUAUUUUAGAAGGAUCUUUAUAUUUUCAAAAGCAAGUCCAUGUCUUAUAUAUACCACUUAAUAUUCAUAAUUUAUUGAGAUGGAUCUGAAGAGUAUUUUGGUAAGGUUAAAAUAAACCAUUUCCCUGAAAGAUACAUGGUAAGAAAAUAGGAGGUCGAAUCCAGGCAUCUAACUCUCAGGUCACUCUUCUCACAAAUAGAUCAAUCAUCUUUUCCAUUUAUCAUUUUAAGUUUGAAGAUCCUCUAGAGUUGGAGUCCUGAGUUUAUGGAAAAGUGUCCCUCUAAGCCCUGAUAUUUAAUUUAGCCUUUUCCCUGCUAACCUCACCAAUAUCUUCUCUCUGGGCAGGAUCCUCAGUUCCAUUUUCCUGGUAUCUAACUGUAGUGAUCCUUGGAAGCUUCUGUUUCCUUCUCCUUUUAACAAAUGGAAUCUUGGGAUUCAUGGUUUUCCAGGGUCAUCAAGCAGACCAACCACAGAAGCCUCCAUUGGACAACAUAACACAAGAAGACAAAUACGAAUCUAAAAAUAUGAGUUUCCCAGAGAAAUCAUGCAACACAGGAAAUAAAACCAGCACAUGUAAAUCUAAAUGGUUGUGUUGUGAAGAGAGUUGUUAUCAUUUUUCACAUGAAUUGAUGAAAUUUGAAGAGAGUAAGAAAUUGUGCAAGAGAAUGAACUCCAAACUUCUUAAGAUAGAAGAUAAAGAAGAACUGAACUUCAUUCAAAGCCAAAUAUCUUACUUCUUUUGGAUUGGAUUGUCCCGUAAAGGAACCAACGCUGGCUGGAAAUGGGAAGAUAACUCAGAGCCCUCUCCUUAUGUUUUUACUUCAGGGGGUUGGAAAGAAUCAAAGGAUGGAAACUGUGGAAUUAUAACAGCAACAAAGAUGUCUUCUUUUGACUGUUCAAAAUCCAGGCCCUGUAUUUGUGAGAAGAAAAUUGCUUGCCUUUCUACCCGAUAAUGAAAACAACAGCAACAACAACAAAAAACCCCCAUUAUGUUUUCUUAUGAUAACCCAGACACUUGGAAGUUCAAGAGCCUCUAUCUGUCAUCUCAGAAGAUCUUUCCUUUGCAUUUUUUUUUUUUUGGCUUUACCAAUAUUCUAGCCUCUGAUGGAGAUAAGGCUGAAAUAAGAGAUGCAUCAGACCUACCACUUCCACCCCCUCUUGCAUCUAGACUGCUUAACGAUAACAGUUUUAAACACAGAUCAGUGGAGUAAGAGUACUAUUGCUUCUGAUGAAGAUCAGGAAGCAGAGUUCUGUACACCCUGUUUCUGCAACUCACGUAUUGAGAAGGUAACCCUGUAAACAGUAGUCACUAUCCUGCACAUUUUAACUGGGAAUGAAUACCAGUAGUAAUCAAAGUCAUUAUCCUGUAUCAAUUGUAUAUGUAUUGUUAUAUGACUCGUUACCUUUUCGGAGAAAGGCAGUACGAUAGACUGGAAAGAGAAUAGCAACUCGAAUCAGGUCUGAGUUUGAGACUUGCUACCACACCUAAUAGCUAUGUGCUCACUUCCUAAUACAAACUGCCAAAAUGUUUUCCAGAGUGACUGUACUAUUUUGCAUUCCCACCAGCAAUGAAUGAGAAUUCCAUUUGUUUGCAUCCUUCUAACAUUUAACAAUGCCACUUUUUAAAACCACUUUCAUAAUAAAGAUGUAGUGGAAUUUAACUAUGGUUUUAAUUUGUAUUUUCCUAAUGAAUGAAUGAUGCUGAAUAUCUUCUCAUGGGUUUUUUUUUUCCUUGUUUUGUCAUCCAUACAUCUCUACGCUGAAUUAUUUAUUCAAAUCAUUUGUCCAUUUUUAUGGACUGAAUUGUGUCCCCCCAAAAUACCUGUCAAUUUGGCUAGGUCCUGAUUCCCAGUAUUGUGUGAUUGCCUACCAUUUUGUCAUCUGAUGUGAUUUCCCUGUGUGUUGUAAAUCCUAUCACUAUGAUGUAAUAAGAUAGAUUAUAUUGAUGAGAUCUACAAGAUUAGAUAGUGUCUUAAGCCAAUCUCUUUUGAGAUAUAAAAGAGAGACGUGAGCAGAAAGACGUGGGGACCUCAAACCACCAAGAAAGCAGUGCCGGGAGCAGAGCACAUCCUUUGGACAUGAGGUUCCUGCGCUGAGAUGCUCCCAGACCAAGAGAAGACUGACAAGAACCUUCCUCCAGAGCCAACAGAGAAUGCCUUACCCUCGAGCCGACACUCUGUAUUUGGACUUGUAGCCUACUAGA
Loxodonta africana (African savanna elephant) is the source of this 2305-nucleotide messenger RNA. RefSeq names its product C-type lectin domain family 7 member A-like. The transcript is spliced from 5 exons. Gene Ontology annotation, biological process: stimulatory C-type lectin receptor signaling pathway; positive regulation of natural killer cell mediated cytotoxicity. The coding region runs from base 540 to 1055 and encodes 171 amino acids. The record is from RefSeq and is a predicted model, not a curated record. NCBI's taxonomy places the organism in Eukaryota, Metazoa, Chordata, Mammalia, Proboscidea, Elephantidae. Gene Ontology annotation, cellular component: external side of plasma membrane; plasma membrane. Gene Ontology annotation, molecular function: transmembrane signaling receptor activity.